CUCUUCUGUGCAGCAGAACCUGCUCCUUGGUCCUACCUGUUCCUUGGUCCAGUGGUGUCCUCACCAUCUUCUCUCCGUGGUGCCGGCAUCUUUAGUGUCUUCAGUCUCUGGUCAUCUCCUGUGCUAUGUCCGCAGUCACUGGUCAUCCCCUGUACUAUGUCCGCAGUGUCUGGUCAUCUCCUGUACUAUGUCCACAGUCUCUGGUCAUCUCCUGUACUAUGUCUGCAGUCUCUGGUCAUCUCCUGUACUAUGUUCACAGUCUCUGGUCAUCCCCUGUACUAUGUCUGCAGUUUCUGGUCAUCUCCUGUACUAUGUCCGCAGUCUCUGGUCAUCUCCUGUACUAUGUUUGCAGUCUAUGGUCAUCACUUGUACUAUGUCCGCAGUCUCUGGUCAUCUCCUUUACUAUGUCUGCAGUCCAUUGGUUCAGAAUAUUUUUUUUUUUCUUGUUUUCCUCUUCUAAAACCUAGGUGCAUCUUAUGGUCA
Molecule: messenger RNA, 483 nt
Organism: Staurois parvus
Lineage: Eukaryota; Metazoa; Chordata; Amphibia; Anura; Ranidae
Source: the annotation of a GenBank genome assembly